AUGCUUUUAGGUGGAGAUUUUGUGUCUGUGUUUGCACUAAUGCUGCUGCUUUUAUUUUCUACUUCUGAAACUCGCCCUCUUAAUCCAAGUUUGGGGAAGAAGAGCAACUUAACCAGUUCCGGCCAAGCAUUGGGUGGAAGUGCCAGGGAAUUACUCAACGUUUGGUUGCAAAAACAAGACGCAAACCAAACUCGUUACAAACCCAAACGAAUUAGCCCGGGAGGUCCCGAUCCACAACAUCACUCCAAAGUUGACGACUAUACAACCUCAGUGAGAGAGCUCGAGGGCUCUAAUUAG
Molecule: messenger RNA, 297 nt
Organism: Prunus armeniaca (apricot)
Lineage: Eukaryota; Viridiplantae; Streptophyta; Magnoliopsida; Rosales; Rosaceae
Source: the annotation of a GenBank genome assembly